This is a messenger RNA of Toxotes jaculatrix (banded archerfish), 427 nucleotides long. Its product is annotated as acylphosphatase-2-like. Lineage: Eukaryota; Metazoa; Chordata; Actinopteri; Toxotidae. Gene Ontology annotation, molecular function: acylphosphatase activity. Bases 135 to 368 code for a protein of 77 amino acids. The record is from RefSeq and is a predicted model, not a curated record. The transcript has 3 exons.
UAAAAAUAAACACAGCUGAGUUCAGAGUUAGAUUGAAGGAGGUGACAUGUUUCUGCCCGGGCUUUUAUUUUGUCUCUUUCACGUUGUCAUGUCUGAGAACAAACUGGUUUCAGUGGAUUUUGAGAUUUUUGGGAAUGUGCAGGUACACGGAGGACCAGGGCCGGAGUCUGGGUCUGAGCGGCUGGGUGAAGAACACGAGACAGGGCACUGUGAUUGGUCAGAUCCAGGGACCUCGGGACAAAGUCGAUGACAUGAAACACUGGCUGAAGAGCGUCGGCAGUCCAAGCUCUCGUAUUGAUCGAGCUGUUUUCUCCAACCAGCGAGACAUUUCCAAACUGGAGAUCCAAGGCUUCUCUACUCGCUACUGAGCACGCUCACAACUUUCCAUCUGUAGAUCCAUCCUUUAUAAAAGGCUUCUCUCCCUCCU